CAAAGUCAUAAUUAUUGUGCCUCACAAUCCCUGUGUGAACUUGGCCAUUGUAGGCAGUUUAGCGUUUACGGGAACACUGUUCAUAAUAUAUUAUUAUUAUUAUCUGCUACGAAUUCCCUUUCACACUGGAGGGUGCAGCGCGCGUGCCUUUCACUCCCAGCUUCCAAUUAACAGUCGUGCCGUACAAGCCUAUUUCAAAGCUUUAAGGAACCUCUUCUCUGCAUAUUUUCAGAAACCCUCAUCCCCCAAAUUCGAAGUUACACAGCACAUUACAGAAACUAUGUCUAGAUCCGCAAAUGGAACAAAAUGCAGUAUUUUUUUUCUUCAGCUUGUGCUGCUAGCCUGUAAAUGCCUAGGCAUGCCACCGGCGCCACCAGUCACCUGCAAAUCUGGGAAUUCAUCUUGCACUGUGCGCAGCGCUUAUGAUCCCUGGCCCGACCGAAUACCCUGCAACGCCUCGGCCGCCUUUUUCCCCACAUCAGAAGAUGAGAUUAUACGCGCAGUUGCCUACGGCGGUCGGAAUAAAUUAAAGAUGAAGGUUGUCACCGGAUUCUCUCACACCAUUCCCAAAUUAGUCUGCCCUGGUUCCGGCGACGGCACCGGAAUUAUAAUCAGCACUCGGGAUUAUAACAAAGAGAUUGUGGUUAACAGAGAUGAGAUGACUGUAACGGCUGACAGUGGAGUGGGAUUGCGGGAACUUAUUGAGGCGGCGGCGGCGUCUGGAUUUGCCCUAGCAGCUGCGCCCUAUUGGGAGGGCCUCAGUUUGGGCGGGCUGCUAAGCACAGGGUCACAUGGGAGCUCCUUCUGGGGCCGCGGAGGAGCCCUGCAUGAAUACGUUGUGUCCGUCCGCUUAGUCGUUCCUGCUUCUCAACGGCAAGGAUAUGCGAGAAUUGUUACGCUGAGGGAAGGAGAUCCCGAUCUGAAUGCCGCCAAAGUGUCUCUUGGUGUUCUGGGAGUCAUAUCGAAGGUGACGGUGAGGGUGGAGGGUCAGUUCAAACGGAACGUUACGAACGUGGUGAAGGAGGAUGAUGAUUUGGAAGAAGAAAUCAUGGAUUUUGCAGGUGCCCAUGAAUUUGGGGAUCUGACGUGGUAUCCAUAUCAGCGUCGAGUGGUGUACAAAAUGGACGAUCGUGCCAGCGUGGCGGCGGAGGGAAACGGGGUAAAUGACUUUAUUGGCUUUCGCUCCACUUCGAUCCUCGUCAGUGCUGCGCUCAGAAGCACGGAGAAGAUGUUGGAGAAGACAAAGAACAGCGCAGGGAAAUGCAAAGAAGCCAAACUAAUCCUCGAUUCGAAGCUCGCACUGGCAAAUGGACUGAAGAACAACGAUUUCAUUUUCACGAAAUACCCCGUAGUGGGUUUCCAGGACAAAAUGCAGACAUCGGGCUCCUGCUACAAAUCCUCAUCUGCCGAUCUGGUGAACGCGUGCCCUUGGGAUCCCCGAUUCAGGGGCCUCUUCUUCUAUGAGACCACCGCCAUUUUCAGCCUCUCCAAAAUCAAGCCUUUCAUUUCAGAUGUGAAGAAAUUGCGGGACAUGGACCCCGAAUCCCUCUGCGGAAUAGAGCUUUACAAUGGAUUUCUGAUGCGCUUUAUCAGAGGAUCCACUGCCUAUUUAGGGCAGCCCGAAGAUUCCGUUGUCAUCGACUUCAAUUACUUCCGUGCGGAUAGCGCAUCGAAUCCCAGGCUUAACGAAGACAUAUGGGAGGAGAUCGAGCAGAUUGCUUUCUUCAAGCACGGGGCGCGCCCUCACUGGGCCAAAAACAGGAGAAUUGCCUUUACUGGCGCCGCUGCAAAAUAUCCCAAUAUCCCUAAAUUUCUGCGAGUAAUGAAGAAAUACGAUCCGGACGGUCUUUUUUCCAGCGAUUGGUCGGAUGAGAUACUGCGCGGAAUGAAAAAGGUCGAAAAAGAGGAGGGAUGUGCAUUGGAAGGGCUUUGCAUAUGUGAAGAGGAUCGGCAUUGUGCUCCCAACCAGGGAUAUCUUUGCAGGCCCGGAAAAGUUUAUUCCGAUGCUAGGGUUUGUCGAUUUCAUGGGGACAAUUUCCCUUCUCUCUAGAAAGAAAAAGUUAGAGACACCGUGCAACUGUAUACUACUGAUGAUGAAUAAACAUAUUGGAUUUGAUAUGCCCGUA
Molecule: messenger RNA, 2126 nt
Organism: Cryptomeria japonica (Japanese cedar)
Lineage: Eukaryota; Viridiplantae; Streptophyta; Pinopsida; Cupressales; Cupressaceae
Product: L-gulonolactone oxidase 3
Exons: 3
Coding region: 281-2050 (589 amino acids)
Cellular component (GO): membrane
Molecular function (GO): D-arabinono-1,4-lactone oxidase activity; FAD binding
Source: RefSeq, a predicted model, not a curated record